AUGCCCAAGUUCUUUUGCGACUACUGCGAUGUCUACCUCACGCACGACUCCAUGUCGGUGCGCAAGGCCCACAACAGCGGCCGAAACCAUCUGCGCAACGUCGUAGACUAUUAUCAGCAAAUCGGCCAUGAAAAGGCCCAGUCCGUCAUCGACUCCAUUACUUCUUCGUACGCUGCCGAGGGCCAGGCCCAUGCGAACCCGAUGCUUCUUCAGAACCAGCCAGGCCAGGGAUUUCCGGCCUUUGGCUUCCCUGGUGGCAUUCCUCCGCCAUUCCCCGGUAUGCCUGGAGCUCCUCCCGGCCAGUUCCCGCAAGGUCUCCCACCACCCCCCGGCGGUCGCGGCAUGCCCCCCAUGCCCCCUUUCCCUCCUGGCCCCAACGGAAUGCCCCCGAUGCCUCCCAACGGCCUCCCCUUCCCUCCACCCGGCGGCCUUCCCUUCCCUCCUCUAGGCGCACCUGGAGGCCCUGGUAUCCCUCCGCCAAACUUCCCCGGUAUGCCUGGCAUGCCUCCGCCUGGACAGCAUUCGUUUCCCCCGCCUGGAUUUCCCGCUGGUGGACCGCCUGCUCCUGGACAAGAGAGGCGGUGAUGGGCUGGGAUUGGAGUCGAUUGAUUCUUGUUAAGUCGAGAUGUUGAACGUAUGCUGGGAAUUGGGUUAAUAAUUGGCGCACGAGGCGUUUUUCUCUUUUGGCAUUCAAGCAUAUAAAUCAGUUCCAGUAGACCAAAGGAUGGAAAACAUCCAAAGUAUGACAAUACAU
Messenger RNA from Trichoderma virens Gv29-8, 754 nucleotides. RefSeq lists its product as uncharacterized. Gene Ontology annotation, cellular component: nucleus; U1 snRNP. The transcript is spliced from 6 exons. Bases 1 to 585 code for a protein of 194 amino acids. The record is from RefSeq and is a predicted model, not a curated record. Lineage: Eukaryota; Fungi; Ascomycota; Sordariomycetes; Hypocreales; Hypocreaceae. Gene Ontology annotation, molecular function: zinc ion binding; pre-mRNA 5'-splice site binding. Gene Ontology annotation, biological process: spliceosomal snRNP assembly; mRNA 5'-splice site recognition; mRNA splicing, via spliceosome.